Molecule: messenger RNA, 1299 nt
Organism: Sinocyclocheilus anshuiensis
Lineage: Eukaryota; Metazoa; Chordata; Actinopteri; Cypriniformes; Cyprinidae
Product: ADP-ribosylation factor-like protein 4A
Exons: 2
Coding region: 175-777 (200 amino acids)
Molecular function (GO): GTPase activity; GTP binding
Source: RefSeq, a predicted model, not a curated record
AUGAGCUGCUGCUGCGCGCUGGGGGUCGGUCAGUAGCGCGCGGAGCAGAGCGAGGGCGUCAAUGUUGAAUAGCGAAGUAUGAAGUCUGAACGGCAAGCACUGGAUGUGCAUCUGGUAUUUUGGACCUAUGGAACAUCAUCCUAAACUCAUAUUGUUCUUAUACUCCUGAGAGAAAUGGGGAACGGAAUAUCAGAGCAACCCAACUUUCUAUCCAGUCUUCCGUUCUGUAAUUCUCUUCACAUCGCUAUUCUGGGUCUGGACUUUGCAGGCAAAACGACGGUCCUCUACCGUCUGCAGUUCAAUGAGUUUGUCAACACUGUCCCCACCAAAGGUUUCAAUGCAGAGAAAGUCAGAGUACCUGUUGGGGACUCGCAAACAGUGACGGUUCACUUUUGGGACGUUGGCGGCCAGGAGAAACUGCGCCCUCUUUGGAAGUCCUACACACGCGGCACAGAUGGCAUAGUGUUUGUUGUGGACUCUUUGGAUGCGGAGAGAAUGGAAGAGGCGAAGACUGAGCUUUACAAAAUCGCCAGAUCCUCUGAAAAUCAAGGAGUGCCUGUGUUGAUUAUUGCUAACAAGCAGGACUUGAGACAGGCUCUGUCACUGUCACAGAUAGAGACCAUGCUGGCACUCAAUGAACUGGGACCCUCUACGCCGUGGCACCUGCAGUCCACCUGCGCCAUCAUUGGUGACGGUCUCAAAGAGGGACUCGAAAGACUUCAUGACAUGAUCCUAAAACGAAGAAAGAUGCUCAAACAGCAAAAAAAGAAAAAGUAGACCGUAAAUGUAUUAUAUACAAGGGGAAAAAAGGACAAUACAAGUUGAUUGUUGCAAACUGUCAUUUUUAUGUGCCCAGAGUUGGUUCGAACCGACAAGCACUUUAGUUGUUUACUUUCUUGUUUACUACUCUAGUUGUUUACUAUCUGUCAUAGACUUAAAAAAUAUAUAAACCUAAUAUAAAGAUUUUUUAUUACACUGCAAGGUGAUUUGUGUUGAAGGUUUUAUUUAGAAUUUUUAUUUGCAAUAAAAGGGCUUUCUGUGUUUAUUCCAAAAUUGCCAUAUGUAAUAUUUUAACACGUAUACAGUACGUCUGCCAAAUCUUGUGUCAUUUUAGGGUCAGGUAUUAAGGUGUUAAAGGAAUAGCUCACCCAGCAAUGAAAAACCUGUGAAUGAAAACCUAUUUACAUUAUUUUAUGUUCAUGUUGUUUCCUGAGUAAUGACUUGAAUUUCAUUCUUUUUUUUGCACAAAACUAUAGGGAUGCACAAUAUCAGUAUCAUAUCAGUUAACGGUCAAGAUUU